This is a messenger RNA of Erigeron canadensis, 780 nucleotides long. RefSeq names its product zinc finger MYM-type protein 5-like. The transcript has a single exon. The record is from RefSeq and is a predicted model, not a curated record. Bases 1 to 780 code for a protein of 259 amino acids. NCBI's taxonomy places the organism in Eukaryota, Viridiplantae, Streptophyta, Magnoliopsida, Asterales, Asteraceae.
AUGGCUCCUGUGAUUAGAAAACAACCUAGUGGAUGGGAAAAGCGUAAGAAGAAAAAAAGAAUUGAAGCGUUUAUUAUGUCUCAAAGUGGAGCUCUAGAAAAAUAUAAACGGAAAUCGCAGGUUGAUGCUAGUACUAAUGCAACUGAUGUUAAUGUUGACAACGACGAUGGCAAUCAUAAUGAGAAUGACAAUGUUAAUAAUGGCCGUGGCGAUGGUCCUGAUGAUACCUGUGUUGGCAACAUGAAUGUGGAUUCUGCUGACACGGAUGAUCCUAAUCUUAAGAAUAGUGAUAGUAAUGUUGAUGGUGUUAACGGUGAUGAUGUCAAUGAUGCCGGUGAGAAUAUUAAGUUUGACAUAUUUGAUCCAAGAUGUUGGGAUGGUCUUACUUCGGAUAUGAUUAAGGUUUUAGUAGCAGAGGGUCCUAAAAGAGAUGUAUCUAUCAAGAAAGGUCCUAAAGAUAGGUUUUCUAGACGAUUUUCUGCGACUCAUUAUACUAGAAUUCUACCAAAUAAAGAGAAGUGGGACAGGGAAUGGUUGGUAUAUUCGAAAGAGCUUGGCAAAGUUUUUUGUUUCUGCUGUAAGAUAUUUAGAAAGGGGUCCGUGAAAGGUCAGCUAGCUAACGAGGGUUUUUCGAAUUGGAGACAUCUUAGCACUCGACUUAAAGAGCAUGAAGUUGGUUCAGAACACAUGAUGAAUAUGGUUAGUUGGGUUGAGAUGCGUUUACGGUUGAAGAAGAAUGAAACAAUUGAUAAAGUUGCUGAGAAGGAACCAAAUGUCUAA